AUGGCUUUGUGUGAAAAGCGACUUGACUCGACUUACAGAUCGUCAGUUUAUAAACUUUAUUAUUUCACUGGGCGUGGACGAGGCGAACAUAUUCGACAAAUACUCCGAUUGGCUGGAGUACCUUUUGAUGAUAUCAUUCUCACGCCUGAAUCGUGGCCAAAGUACAGAAAUGUUCAUACUCGUUUACCGAAUGCAACAUUGGAACAUGCAAUGCUAUUUCCAGAGAUGCCCCUGGGGCAGGUUCCAGUGCUGGAAGUGGAUGGUGUCAGGAUUGCGCAAUCAGUUGCAAUCGCUCGAUUUCUCGGUCAUAAAUUCCGUGAGCGUUGUUCACUCGACAAGUUAGAUGGCCGUGAUGACUUGGAAAACGCUCAGUUGGAUAUGGUUGCUGACUUAAUAUCAGAUGCUCACAACGCUGAUGGUAUCAGACAGUGGCCCUACGUGCUGCUCAGAUUCAAGAAAAAAGACAAGGCAGAAUUUUUUAAACGGCGAGUGCAACCUGCUUUGGCUGCGUUCGCACCUCUCAUUGAACAGUUCCUCGAACGGAAUCCUCACGGCUUUCUAAUCGGCAACAAGGUAACGUGGGUUGAUGUGUUUGCCGCAGAAUUUUUCUCGAAGUUUGUUGACUUCGGCGAGGAAGGUUGCCUGGAUGCUCACCCAAGCAUUCUUGCACACAUCGAUCGCAUUCACAGCCUUCCACCUAUCCGUGAUCACCUGAACAAUCGACUUCCCACUCUUUGGGAGUUGGUUUCUAUGGUACUUUCGUUGUACACAUUACUCGGACGUGGUUAUUUGGUUGGGAUGUUUGGGGCAGAGGUGUCUUCAGUGUUGCAAAAGGACGGCUCUAAUUUGAACAUGAAAUUCAGCGCUAAUGAAGCCGAUAAUUACUUGAAAAUGAUGUCAGAUGAACAUUCGGUCAUAGCUCAGGCUUGUGCUGUAGAGUACUUUCGUCGUUUGUUGGUCUACGACGGUAACGCCGCUGCCAAAUUUGCCGAUACCCUGAUCAAAGAAUUGGUGCGUUGUGUACGUAUCAAUUAUGGAUUUAUGCAAAGGGACGCGGCAUGGGCAUUAACAAACCUUGCAUGUUGUCCUCAUGAAUAUUGCCAGAAAAUAAUAUCUUUUGAAGGUGUUGACGCGUUGGUAGAUUGCGCAAGGAAUACGGAUGAAGAAGUUCGAGAGCAGGCGUUUUGGGCCAUUGGAAAUAUCGCUUCUGAUUGCGUCAUUUGCCGAAUGGCUGUACGACAGACAAGUGCAUUGGCUACCAUGAUAAACGUCAUUCAUCGAACGCAAUUUCUGCACUCUCGUUACAGACGUAAUCUUGUUUGGGCAAUGGCACAGAUUCUCCGCGGCGGUUCAAUGCAUAUUCCACCUGCAGUGAACAUGAUUCUUGAAAUGCCUGGCCUUCUCGAACGUCUCAUGGUGCUUUUGGACGAUCCGAUAACUGUAGCUCCGGCUCUUCGCGUUAUCGGCAACAUUGUCGCAGGUGAUGACGACCAAACGCAAGUGGUUCUCGAUGCCGCUAUACUUCCAAAACUGGGUCAAUUGUUGAAAAAUUGUAAAGGUAACGUGCAACGUAAGGAGCUGAUAUGGAUCAUCAGUAAUAUCGCUGCUGGAACACCUUCGCAAAUUGAUACGUUAUUCGAUUCAAGGAAUGGCGAUUUUGUCACAUUGAUUAUUGAAGCUGCUCGAGGAGACGAUAUGGGAGUCAAGAAGGAGGCUGGUUGGGCUGUCGCAAACGCUCUAACCGGUGCGAGUGUUUCGAAGACACACUGGCUAUGCGCUAGUAACAUACUUCUGGUACCACCUUUAGUGUUACGACCCGAUAUGGAUUCUUCUUUGUUGGAGCGGAUGGUGUAUGCACUUGAAAUUGUCACAAGGCGAUGUACCAUCUAUCUGCCAUUAUUCAACCGAUGCGGUAUAAUUGACGCACUCAGUUCGUUGCUCUGCGAUGGAGAUCAUAUCGAUACGGCAACUAGGCGGUAG
This is a messenger RNA of Anisakis simplex (herring worm), 1980 nucleotides long. The record is from the annotation of a GenBank genome assembly. Lineage: Eukaryota; Metazoa; Nematoda; Chromadorea; Rhabditida; Anisakidae.